UCUAAACUUUACUGGUCCUUCUCGGCCGUCAAUCGUAAUUGGCUCAAUCAAUCCUCUGUGAAUUUACCCUAAUAUUGGUAUUAGUUUCCUCAUUGAAUUUCGGCAAUGAGUUGUAUGAGAGCUCCUGGUGUUUAAUUUAGCAAAGAAGGGAAGAUUUUGCAUCCAUAGUACUACAUCUUUACAUGCGCAUUUGAUGGGAUCUAUUUACUGAUUUCAUUCUUCUGGGCGGGACGUAGUGAUUGAAUUAUACCGGAAGCUGGUGGUUCAAGGGCUGACUGCUGAGGCCAUGUCGUUCAUGAAAGGAGAUUUGCUGACGAAAACAAGAAAGCUAGUCAAAGGCUUAGCCAAAGUUGAACCCCUCUGGCUUAAAGCUAUGGAGCAGGCACCUCCGGUGACGUUUCCUCGCGCUGAGGGCACGAUUAAGCCCAUGAGUCUGCCUGAGGAUGUUUACAUCAAGAAGUUUUAUAAGAAGUAUCCUGAUUCCAAAUAUCAGGAUCCCAUCAAAAUUUCUGGUUUCAAUCCACCUCCAGCCCGACUAUUUGGCUGGCGAGUACUAGAGUUGACGGAACAGGGAGUUAGUGAAGAAGAAGCAAUGGCUCUGGCUGAUAUGGAAUAUCGGUCCGAGAAAAAGGCCAGAAAGGAGGCUUACUCUCGGUUGAAGCAAAUUGCAAAGCUUCAAGGAAAGAAGCCACCGCCUAAUCCAUAUCCAAGUGCUAUCAAGGAAAUACAGGCUAAAGAAAAGAAGUUUGUAGAUGACCGUUUCAAUAAUCCUGAGACAGUUAAACUUGCGGAGAAAAUGAGGGAGGAGAGGGCUGCAGAUUGGCAGAACAGAAGAGGUGCCGGUGACUGGUGA
Messenger RNA from Coffea eugenioides, 853 nucleotides. RefSeq lists its product as uncharacterized. The coding region runs from base 287 to 853 and encodes 188 amino acids. Lineage: Eukaryota; Viridiplantae; Streptophyta; Magnoliopsida; Gentianales; Rubiaceae. The record is from RefSeq and is a predicted model, not a curated record. The transcript has 4 exons.